UGACGUACCCAGCGCAGCGGCCAUCUUUGUGUAGGCGGAGCCUGGAGAGAGCGAGCAGGGGCGAACUAGAAGCCGCCGCAUCUUCUUACAAUGUCUGCGGAUAACCAGGAUACCAAGUUCCCGGAGGAUAAUUCCACUGACGAGCAGAGAGAAAUGGAUGAUAAAGUUGUCAGCCCUGAAAAAGCAGAAGAAGCCAAGUUAAAAGCAAGGUAUCCACACCUAGGACCCAAGCCUGGAGGGUCUGAUUUCCUGAGGAAACGUCUUCAAAAAGGAGUAAGUGUGAAGCAAAAAUACUUUGACUCUGGAGACUAUAACAUGGCUAAAGCAAAAAUGAAGAACAAGCAGCUUCCAGCUGCUACACCAGACAAAACAGAAGUCACUGGUGAUCAUAUCCCUACUCCACAGGACCUACCACAAAGGAAACCUUCCCUGGUAGCAAGCAAGUUGGCUGGCUGAUUGAAGGGCCUGUCUGCAUGAACCCUGCCUCAUUCCCAUUAAUCUUCCUUCUCAAUGAUGUUUUUUUUUUUGGUUUUGUUUUUUGUUCCCUUGCGUCUUUCCUCUUUACAUUGUAGUCAGUUUGAUGGCCAGGCAAAGGGGUGGUAUUGCAGGUAGCUAUCUGGAGUGUAGGCUGAAAUGUGUACUAUCAGAAUAGUUGUUGAAGACAAUGCACUGAUUAAGAGACCUGUUUUGGUAUAGCAAUGUAAAUUAAUCUACUUGAAAACAAACAAAAAAUAAAUGUACAUAAUGCCUAUUUCCUACGUGUAUGUCAGGUUAAAGCAAUGGACACUUUUGUGGGUUUUACCAUUUUAAAGUUUGCUUUCUUUCUCAAUUUGAUUUCCUUCAUAGUGUAGUUUAUAAAUAGUUUUUUUCCUGCCAUUUUGGCUGCUAAGACAGCAAAUUAUGUUUGGAAGAAAGCAAAACAUGUCAGAUCAAACUGGGUUCUUAAAGGUUGUUAACAGCUCUCUGCCCUUUUAACUUGAAUGGCCUUAAACCUUUCUCAGCUUUAACAAUAGGAUUUCACUUGGGCAAUAUUUGCUCCCACAGCUGUAACCUUUCACGAGCCUGAUCCAUAAUGAAAGCGACCUGUUGAAGCUGGUAUGUUCCUCAUUCGUAGUGUAGGACCCUCCGAAGAUGUGGACGAUGUGUGCAUGUGCAUAGACUGUUGAAUUCACUUUUGUGCCAUUUUGUAAAUACAAUAGUUUUGCACAA
Messenger RNA from Spea bombifrons (plains spadefoot toad), 1209 nucleotides. RefSeq names its product cAMP regulated phosphoprotein 19 (gene ARPP19). The transcript is spliced from 3 exons. Gene Ontology annotation, molecular function: protein phosphatase inhibitor activity. NCBI's taxonomy places the organism in Eukaryota, Metazoa, Chordata, Amphibia, Anura, Pelobatidae. Gene Ontology annotation, cellular component: cytoplasm. The record is from RefSeq and is a predicted model, not a curated record. Bases 91 to 456 code for a protein of 121 amino acids.